AUGAACAAAGCCAACAAGCGCCGUGAAAUGGACGUCAUGAAACUGAUGAUGAGCGACUAUGAAGUGCUUCUUUCGGACGAGACUAAGACUAGCGGCCUCGAUGUCAAGUUUCAUGGCCCCAAAGAUACUCCAUACGAAGGAGGCUUUUGGAAAGUUCACGUGACGCUACCGAAGGACUACCCUUUUAAAUCUCCUUCUAUUGGUUUUGUUAACCGUAUUUACCACCCGAACGUGGACGAAGCAUCGGGAUCCAUUUGCCUUGAUGUGAUCAAUCAAACAUGGAGUCCAAUGUUUGAGCUCAUCAACAUUUUUGACAUGUUCAUCCCACAAUUGCUUCGAUACCCAAAUCCCAGUGACCCGCUUAACGGAGAGGCUGCUUCAUUGCUUAUGAAAGACGCUGAAUUGUACAACAAAAAAGUGAAAGAGCACGUGCGAAGUUAUGCCUCGCAGCCCAUUGAAAUGGACAACCAGGAAGAAGACAGCGAUGUUAGCGAGAUGAGUGACAUUGAGUAA
Plasmopara halstedii is the source of this 513-nucleotide messenger RNA. RefSeq names its product ubiquitin-conjugating enzyme e2. Gene Ontology annotation, biological process: ubiquitin-dependent protein catabolic process; protein polyubiquitination. NCBI's taxonomy places the organism in Eukaryota, Oomycota, Peronosporomycetes, Peronosporales, Peronosporaceae. The coding region runs from base 1 to 513 and encodes 170 amino acids. The transcript is spliced from 6 exons. Gene Ontology annotation, molecular function: ubiquitin conjugating enzyme activity. Gene Ontology annotation, cellular component: nucleus. The record is from RefSeq and is a predicted model, not a curated record.